GCAGAAAAGGGGGCAACUCUUUCCCUGUCAAUGCUACUAAAGCACAGGUCUAACAAAGCAAUGGCAAUUCCACUGAUGAUGACUAUGAUGAUGAUUGGAAGGGGGACUAACCGACAGGUGAUACAUGACCUAAACCAUCUAGGAGUUGCUGCCUCCUACGAUCAAGGUUGGCGAUAUCUGGAAGGCAUAGCAGAAGAACAAAGAAAAGUGAAAGAAAUAUGCAAGGGACCAUGCCUGUGGGUUUACGACAACCUCAACAUAACAAAAAAUGUAGCACACCAAAGAAAGGAAGAUCAGACUAAAAUGUGGAACAUGACCACAAGACUAGUAAUCCAAAUUGAUGACAUUCCAGCCGAUCAGCCAACAGCCACAGCAACAAAGAGGCGACAAGACCUGAAAGAAGAAGAUAUUCUUCCAUCUUCAAAAGAUGCUGAUGAAAUCUACGAAAAUGCUACGUCCUACCUCAUGUUCUUCUUGACAAGCAAAUUUGAUUACCUCCAACAUCUGACAAGUGUGUGUCCACGUCCUGUGCCCUACAAGACACCAACAAAAGCAGUAGUUGCACCACUCGAGAUAUUAGAUAUUAACGAAAGAAGUACGGAUGGCAACAUUCAAGUCUUAGAAAACUUUGCACGAGACACAGAAAAGUCAGAAACAACACCGGUUCCAAUUGUAGGUGACCAACUGACCUGCAAGAAUAUCAGAGGGGCUAGAAGGCUUCGUUUACCUGAAACACAAGAACUUCACAAGCUUACUUGGGCAAAAGAGUCACCAGGAGACUUUCACUUCACUUGGGAAUGCCUCACUGUUUGUAUACAAACUCUCUGGGGUUCAGCAAAAGCUAUCGGUACCCUGAAACACCUUCAAGACAUUGUGCAUCGAACUUCAGUUGAUAAGAACGUGAAAAAAUUUAGACCUGCUGACGAAUUUUUGACUCAUGCCUUUGAAGCUCAUCUUAUAGCAGCAAUAUGUAAACAUUUUGGAAUUCAAAAGAAAUCUGAUCCCAUACCUCAUCCCAAGAAUAUCGAAUUUGACUGGCUCAGGAAAAAUGCAGAAGAGAUAUUAUCAAAAACUAUUGCCAUCAAAGAUGUUCAGUAUCCGGACACAGACGACGAAGAUGAGAUCUACAUGUACCAUAGAACUCUACUGCGCAUGGGGUAUCUCUAUACCAAUCUAAGACAAGCUAUCAGGUAUGAGAACGGGCCUGAAAUUAUACGGAUGUGGCGUACCUUCUUGUUGUAUUUCCUGGGAGCUGGCAAGUCCAACUAUGCGUCAGAGGCUGCUAACCUGCUCGCAAACCUGGCAGCCGACUGGCCGACUCGAGUAGCCUACAUUCACACCCACCAUCGAACGGUCAACACUGCAGGAAAAGCAGGCCACGGAAAGCCUGUUGAUCAACUCAUUGAACAUUACAACUUAAUCGUCAAAAAUGCAGUAAGAUCAGCGGGACCUAAUCUCACAAAGAAACACUUGGCAGUUGUCUCAAGAUCAGCCUUUGCUCUCUAUGAAGCCACGCAAAUGGCAGAUACUACACUAGGCCGACAAGUAGAAAAAUACCAUUCAGUGAGAUCUCCUGAUGGUGACAUAAACGACAUGGUAGAGGUGCUCUUGGCCGAAGAAGUUGUAACAGAAAAAAGUGGGCGGCGUUUAGUGGACUGUAAGUUUUCAGAUCCUCGUAGAUUAGGCAUUUGGAAGAAGGAGGCAAGAUGGAUCACAAAAUUCCUUGCUAAAACGAGCAAAGACGAAGAACGUAGUGACGAACAAGCACAGGAAUGCCGGGAAGUAGAGGACCCGGAUGAUAUAGAGUUAUUUUAGUAGCUAGCUAUAGGCUACUUUUCUUGACUCUCUCUGACGUUUUGGUGGCUUUUAAAAAAGCCGGUUAUGUAGAGAUUAGAGAUUCUUGAUAAGGUGAUUUCUGUACAUUAUAUACAUUGAAUUCGAAGUAACUUGUAGGAGGAAUUACUAACUCUAGGACUUGUCAUUGUGUGGGAAAUUGAAUAUGUCAGUGAGAGCUCCUCGACUACA
Molecule: messenger RNA, 2025 nt
Organism: Corticium candelabrum
Lineage: Eukaryota; Metazoa; Porifera; Homoscleromorpha; Homosclerophorida; Plakinidae
Exons: 8
Coding region: 31-1815 (594 amino acids)
Source: RefSeq, a predicted model, not a curated record